UACUCAGAUUGUGGCGCGGCGACUGCUGUAAAAUGGAGGUGGUCUCGGCGGCCGAAGAUGGUCGGGAUGGUCCCCGGGAGCGGCGAGGCUUGGGUGAAGCCGAGAAGCCGCAGCAGAACCACGAAGUGCGGCCUCAGUCCGGGGCAGACCGGUUACCAAAACAUUCCUACUGGUUGGAUCUCUGGCUCUUCGUCCUCUUAGACAUGGUGUUGUUUUCCUUCAUGUAUUUUUUGCCCUGAAUGGUUUGCCUGAUACCUAAAUUAAGAAUUUUGGCUCCUGGAGUGGAUCCUGAAAAUGACUACAAACUUCUUGAACAAAGACGACAGGAUUGUGCACCAGAAGAAUUUCAAACUCUAAGGGACCUUCAUUUCAUUUUACACAUUCUGUUAUUCUUUGCGGGGACUGUAUUAAAUGGGUAAUGAUCUCAGCCAUUCAUAGCUACGUUCUUAAAACUCAGCUCUGAUUCACGUUUUAAAACUUUUUACAGAUUAUCUGGUGGCUUUACAGGGGCUGAACAUAAAAAGUAUUUAUUUAUACAUGAAGGUUUAUUAUACUCAUUAGGAAAUAGAUUAAUGUUUUUCCUUUAACAUUUUAAGGGUUGGCCAAGGUUUAGUAUGAUGCAGAUAAUAAUGGUGAAGUAAUAAGGUGAAAUAUUUAGAAAUAAAUUAUCCAAAAGCAAGGGAAGGAUUUUGAAAAAGGAGUUAAAAGCUAUACAGAAAAUGCAGGCCCACAAUAUAUUUGCUGUAAGUGCCAGUUUAAUUUUUAGAUUAAGUGGACCUCUGUUAUGGUUGCUAGGUUGGUACAAUCUUAGAGAAAGUAUAUAAUAUCCAGUAAUGGAAGACUAGAGUGCAUGUCCUCUUACCUGGAUGCUUCCCCUCACUUUUAAGCUCUUGAACUCUGUAAAGUAGGACUGUGUGUUUCAAACCUAAUUUUUAUUGUGGUUGCAUUAAGAAUGUUUGUGGCCAAAACAUGUUUAUUAUAAUGUCUGUAACUUACUUUAAUACUCCAGCAAAGUCACCAUAUUUACUCAUUGAGCAAAUGUUUGAGCACUUACUGUGGGCCAGGUAC
Mesoplodon densirostris (Blainville's beaked whale) is the source of this 1068-nucleotide messenger RNA. RefSeq lists its product as uncharacterized. Bases 33 to 239 code for a protein of 68 amino acids. The record is from RefSeq and is a predicted model, not a curated record. NCBI's taxonomy places the organism in Eukaryota, Metazoa, Chordata, Mammalia, Artiodactyla, Ziphiidae. The transcript has a single exon.